Molecule: messenger RNA, 1114 nt
Organism: Camelus dromedarius (Arabian camel)
Lineage: Eukaryota; Metazoa; Chordata; Mammalia; Artiodactyla; Camelidae
Gene: EN2
Product: engrailed homeobox 2
Exons: 2
Coding region: 93-1088 (331 amino acids)
Biological process (GO): multicellular organism development; regulation of transcription by RNA polymerase II; neuron differentiation
Cellular component (GO): nucleus
Molecular function (GO): RNA polymerase II cis-regulatory region sequence-specific DNA binding; DNA-binding transcription factor activity, RNA polymerase II-specific
Source: RefSeq, a predicted model, not a curated record
GGCCGUGAGAGUCUCCGUGUGCAGAGCGGGCGGGCGGAAGGCUGACUGAAGGGUGUCCCAGGAGAAACAAUUUGGGAUUUGUUGUGAACAGCAUGGAGGAGAAUGACCCCAAGCCCAGCGAAGCGGCGGCAGCGGUGGACGGGCAGCGGCAGCCGGAAUCCAGCCCCAACGGCGGCUCUGGCGGCGGCAGCAGCCCGGGCGACGUGGACACUGGCCGCCGGCGGGCUCUGAUGCUGCCCGCGGUCCUGCAGGCGCCAGGCAACCAUCAGCAUCCACAUCGCAUCACCAACUUCUUCAUCGACAACAUCCUGCGGCCCGAGUUCGGCCGGAGAAAGGACUCGGGGACAUGCUGUGCUGGCGCAGGAGGAGGCAGAGGCAGCGCAGCCGGCGGUGAAGGCGGCGCGGGCGGUGCGGAGGGAGGCGGCGGCGCAGGCGGCGCCGAGCAGCUCCUAGUGUCCGGCCGGGAGUCCCGGCAGAACGCGCCCUGCGCGCCUGGUGCAGGCGGGCCGCUGCCCGGCAGUGGCGGUGGUGACUCUCCGGGUGACGGCGAAGGCGGCUCCAAGGCUCUCUCGCUACACAGCGGCGCCAAGAAAAGUGGAGACCCCGGGGGCCCCCUGGACGGGGCUCUCAAGGCCCGCGGCUUGGGCGGCGGCGACCUGUCGGUGAGCUCGGACUCGGACAGCUCGCAGGCCAGCGCCAACCUGGGCGCGCAGCCCAUGCUCUGGCCGGCUUGGGUCUACUGCACGCGCUACUCGGACCGGCCUUCUUCAGGUCCCAGGUCACGCAAACCAAAGAAGAAGAACCCCAACAAAGAGGACAAGCGGCCUCGCACAGCCUUCACUGCGGAGCAGCUGCAGAGGCUCAAGGCCGAGUUCCAGACCAACAGGUACCUGACGGAGCAGCGGCGCCAGAGCCUGGCGCAGGAGCUCAGCCUCAACGAGUCGCAGAUCAAGAUUUGGUUCCAGAACAAGCGUGCCAAGAUCAAGAAGGCCACAGGCAACAAGAACACGCUGGCUGUGCACCUGAUGGCGCAGGGCCUGUACAACCACUCCACCGCCGCCAAGGAGGGCAAGUCGGACAGCGAGUAGGGGGGCGGGCGCAGGCCCGGUCUCGG